AUGCAGAUAUUGGUGAAUGAGAUUAUUCAACAACAAAGAGAAUCGUUCAAUACUCAUGGUCGUACCGAGUUAACUGCAACUGUGCAACAGAGCUUACAACAACAAGAACAAACUCAAAAGAGUCAAAAAUUAGAAGUCGUAACUGGUACAAUUCCAACAGUUAAAAGACAUGUGCAAAAAGUGGAAGACCUUGUUCAGCAAGUUGAAACAAACAACAAUGAAGUUGCAGACCAAGCAACCGAAGGUCAGACAAAGAAUUCUGCCGGACAUGCUCAAUCCUUUAAGCAUGUUGUAGAUAUGAUUUGUACUUUUCCUAUACAAAUCAACUAUUUGGAUCUCAAAUUGAGUUGCCUGCCGGUCCCAAUUCAACCGGUAUCAUUGCCACCACCGCCACCGCAACCUCCACCACAACCAUCACCCUGCCUUACAAGGUUUUUAAUACAACCUUGGGUCAAUUUCAGUGCUAACCACACCAAUCAUACACAACACUACACCAAACAAACAUCACGAUCGCCAAUCCCGGCAUCAGUCAGACAAAUUUUCUUUUCACCACGACCACCCAAACCCCCAUCCUUCCCAAGCUACGAAGACAUUUUGCGAGCCCGACCCAGCACACCAUCCCACCCAAUUCAUUCACCUUAUCCAACCCAUCGCACCACCAUAGCACCCACCCUGCGAAACCCACCACGACCCAUCGACCCAUCCUAUCCAAUCCACCCAUUCAUCCCAUCAGAUGCACCCAUCAGACGCGCCAAGCCACACCGCGACCCAUGA
Messenger RNA from Hemisphaericaspora subhashii, 774 nucleotides. RefSeq lists its product as uncharacterized. Bases 1 to 774 code for a protein of 257 amino acids. The transcript is spliced from 2 exons. NCBI's taxonomy places the organism in Eukaryota, Fungi, Ascomycota, Pichiomycetes, Serinales, Debaryomycetaceae. The record is from RefSeq and is a predicted model, not a curated record.